AUGCACACGGUGAAGAUUUUGGCUCUUAGGUGUUCCGGGUAUGAAUUGGAUGGAGUUCUUAAUAUCCUUAGGAGGUUCCCCUGUCUCGAGAAGCUCUAUAUCAUUUUUCACAAACACAACGAGACGGAUACGAAAAUCGAGCCUCAAUGUGACCGACUAUAUCCAAUUGAAUGCCUUCAAACCAAUCUCAAAACAGUGGUGUUUGAAACAUUCGUGGGCCAUGAUAAACAGCUUGAGUUUGCCAAGUUUUUUGUUUUGAAUGCAAAAGUGCUAAACAAAAUUGAAUUUGAUGGAAUGUAUGGUGCCUACAACAGUGUAUCGCUGGCUUAUCAACACAGGCUGCUACGAGUGGAAGACAGAGCUUCUCGAGAUGCUCAAUUUGAAUUCAUGAAUAGAAAUCGAUAUACUGUGAAGCAUCUCCAAAAGCAUAUCCAUGAUUUGUCAGUGGCUGACCCCUUCGAACAGCCAUAG
Triticum turgidum subsp. durum (durum wheat) is the source of this 471-nucleotide messenger RNA. The record is from the annotation of a GenBank genome assembly. NCBI's taxonomy places the organism in Eukaryota, Viridiplantae, Streptophyta, Magnoliopsida, Poales, Poaceae.